GCGUUAACGAGUAUUUGUUUAGUGCAUACAUUUAACCCACUCUCGGCGGGCGUGUAGCGUCGUAACGGUGGCAAAUCCAACGCUUCCCAGUCAUGCGUUGGAUCUGGGCUGCUGUGGUGGUUGCGGUACUAGCAGCUGCUAACCUUUCGGCCAGUGAUCCCUCAACCACGCUGUCUUUCGAAAGCCUUUCCUCGCAGCAGCAGCAGCAGCAGCAGGAAAGCGACCAAUCCGACGCACUGAUUGCCACCAUCUUCGCCACCAUCGACCAUCUGGACAUCGUGAAUGGUGCCGCGGGCGCAGCGGAAACUCAACUGCUGCAGCAUCGCACCGUCCGGUGGUUCGACGGGGAACCGGCGACGCUGUGCGGCGCCCCACCCGCCAGUGAGCAUUCCGAGUGCUUCGCCCCAUCCGAACGUCCAACCGAUCGGCACCAGUGGGAUGGAGCGCUGGCCGGGGCAGGCCUCAUCCUGUACGGUUCGGUGGCGAAAUUAGACCGCUACGCGUGUCUGUUCGAACCGGCCGGGACGUAUCUGCUGGUGGACGAGCCGUCCCGUUCGCCGCUCGAGCAGGCGCACCUUCGCCGGCUGCUCGGGACGCUCUGGACGACACGGGGCGCGUACCGGGUGUACGUGCGUGCCCGGGGGCAGCUGUACGGGUACGAUCCGUUCCGGCGGCCGGCCGGUGCGGCCGAGUACGGUGCGCUGGUGCAGCUGGAGGAUGGCCGACCGCUACCGACCGUACCGCUGACGGACUUUGGCGGGUAUCCGUUGCGGAUCGAGGUGUUCCGCUCGGUGUACAGCAGUCCGGACGAGCGGGCCAGCGCGUCGAAGGCGGACCAGAUCACGUACAGCGGGCCCGACGUGAUGGCACGGGACGUCUUCUGUCGCGCCCUUAAUGUUACGGUGAUACCGGUGCCGGCCGAUCGGGACCUGUUCGGCGAUCGGCUCCCGAACGGCAGCUUUACCGGUGCGCUCGGGCGGCUCGUGCGGCGCGAGGUCGACAUCGUGUUUACCGGCUUCUUCAUCAAGGAUUACUUUGCGCGCGACGUCGAGUUCACUGCCGGCCUGUACUCGGACGCGGUCUGCUGCCUGGUGCGGAAGGCGAGCCGCAUCCCGGAGGCGCUGCUCCCGCUCUACAUUUUCCCCGGCGACAUCUGGGCGCUGCUCGGGGCGCUCGGCCUAGCCUGCGCGAGCGUGUGGGCGCUGUUGCGCUGGUGCGUCCGGCACAUCAAACCCCCGGCCGGGGGGCUCUGGUCGCGGCGGCACCGGCUCGCCGUGCUGUUCAAUCUGCCGCGCAGCCUGCGGGCGGCCGGCCCGGUCCGCCGCACCGUCCAGCUGUACGUGGACAGCUUCAUACUGCUGGUGAGCGCACCGUACCAGCGCUUCACCCGGUCCGGCGUCGAGCGGCUGUUCCUCACCGGCCUGCUGCUCGUCAGCCUCAUCUUCGUCUCGCUCUACACGUCCGGGCUGGCGGCCGUGUUCGUGAACCCGCUGUACUACCCGGACAUUGGCACGCUGCAGCAGCUGGACGAGAGCGGCAUGGCGAUCCCGGUCAAGUACCGCGGCUUCCUCGACGACGUGUUCGCGGUCAACUACAGCCGGCUGAUGGAUUCGCUGCGCGCCCGCAUGCAGCACCUGCCGGCGAAGGAGUCGAUGCUGGCGCGGGUCGCCCGGCUCGGCAACAUCGCGACCGUGACGCGCAGGACGACGCUCGCGCUCGACAACGCGAUCUACCUGACGACGCGCCAGCUGCACAUGGUGCCGGAGUGUCCGCGCACGUACAACCUGGCGUACGUGAUGCCGCACCGGUCCGCGUUCGGCGAGCAGUUCAACAAGGUGCUGCUGCGCCUGGUGGGCGGCGGGCUGGUCGACCACUGGAUCGAGCAGGCCCGGUACGGCUGGACGCUGCGGGACUGGCGCGUCGCGCGGCGCAUGAUGGAGUCCAACUUCAAGGUGCUGACCGUGCUGGACAUGCAGUUCGCGUUCUACGUGCUCGCGAUCGGACUGACCGUGAGUGUGGCGGUGAUCGGGGCCGAGCUGGUGCACUUUCACCGGGCGCACCGAGGGGACGGGCACGGUGUCAAUGUAUUGCUGAGGAAGUAACUAGAGGGAGGGAGGAGCGACGUGUAAUAAAAACUGGACUGGAACAUGCAUUUGCGGGUUCUAUUAGACCUUCGGGCGUCAUGCAAACAUACUGGAACUGAUCACUAACGCAUACCGCGUCCUGGAACUGAUCCUGGAACUGGUACUGAAUCCACAUCGAUCCUGGAACUGAUCAUGAACAAACCUGCAACCUUGCGCUGCUGCUGGUCGACAUCCAGGAAUCGACACUGCGCUCACGCACACUACCACGCCGCACUUAGCGAUGCGCGCUAAGUGUGUUCAGAGCGCACCUAACGCAGUGAGUGAGUAUCAGGCAACCGGCGGCCCCAUAAUUCAAUGUAUUGUGUUUAUUUAUUAUUUUAAUUCCGUCAAUAAACGUGUAAUAAGUUCAAAGAUAAAAAUACCCAUAAUAGUGCAAGUUGCUCAGUUUAAGUAAUGUAAGUUGAAGUAAAAAAAAAAAAAAACACCGCGCACCCUCGUUAGCCAGCUAGCGGAUCCACGUCAUGCGGUUUAAGAAUGGCUUGUUCCUCGUCUGUCAUGAGCCACGCCGUGAUGCCGUCCGGCAUGAGCGUGCACCACACGUAGAGGAUAUCCCCCGGAAUUCUGCAAACAAAAUAACAGAAUCAGAAAUCCACUAACACAGCACACACGGGCAAUCUCACUUACUGGUGCCAGGCCUCAUUCGCUAACUCGUACACUUUGCACAUGAUGCGCUCCGCCGACAGGGCCGCGAUCGGAAGGCCAUCCCGCAGCCACUGCAAGUUGACGACGAGCGUCCCCUUCACCACUACCUGCCUGCCGUCGGUCGUAGCGAGCCGGGCCGUCCGGUACGCACUGUCGAUCGCCACGUAGUCGGAGGAGAGUUUGGGCACCACGCGCGGCAAAAACGGGCGCUGUUCGCGAAGGUACGCACGCAUCAGCGAUACGUCCGGCACGGUGUCCCGCAGGAAGCGCGCAAAGUGUCCCGACCAGCCGCAAUUUACCGAAUCCUUACGGUACGCGGCCAUAACCGGCCUGUACGGCGUAUAACCGGCGGCAGGGGAAGGAACCGCUGUAAGGGAAGGUGCAUCGGAACGAGAAAGCGGGGGAGUAGAAAGGGCGUCUCAAGUACGAAGGGGCAAUGGGCAGCAAAGCUUCACUAAACUGUGGCGCGCGGUCUCUUACCUGCCAUGAAGUUCAGGGGUACCAUGUACACGUCGACGACACUGCCUGAGUCGCACACGCACGACUGGGCGAACAGCUCCAUCGUAGACAUGAUGACGGGAAUGUUGGAAUUUCGAAACUCUGCUUUGUCCUUGAGCUUGAGAAGCAAAUGAAACGCAAUGUGCGCUCGAACCGAUCGGUAGGUCGUCCUCAAAACUGCACCCGUUGGUUGUUUACACUUGACAAACGCACAUGCUCAAGCUUCCGACGCACAUCGUCUCGUAGGCGUACCCAGGCGCCACACAGGUUGAAGAUAGGUUACCUUCAGCAAAAACCACAAUCUCGGCCCAGCACCAAACUCUGUGCGUACGCCGUCGUGAGAAUCCGAUGCAGAAUCCAGCACCGGUGGCCAGAAUACAUGCCCCCGUGGCCCAGUGGAUGCAACACGAACGUGCGUCGGUGCGUGUUUCGCGCGAAACUCCUGUUUUCCUUGCGCAACUGCAAUCGCUGCCAGCAGAUGGCGCUCGACGUGCUCCACAUACACCAGCGCGCACUUGUAACCAAAGUGUGUGUGUGUUCGUGUGCGCGCGUGUGUGUGUGUGUGUAUAACACUAGCACAUAAAAAGGAGUGCGAAAUUUGGCAGCCGUUUGGCACACAGUGGAACGCUGGGGUUUAUCCAGGCUCGGUGGGACUAGUGAUGGGAAAAAUGACGUUCCCCAAAUAGCCAGCUCGUACUUAAUAGCUGAUUUAGGGCUGUUUAACGAAAAAUCGUUCCGAUGUCGUACUUUGUGGCUGAUUAAGAGAUAGGCGGUACUUUGCGGAACUAUGGAGCUUUUUAACAGGCACAUGGUACUCUUUGGAACUUUGCGGCUGAUUAACACUAUGUGUAGGGUUAAAUGAUGGAACUUUAAGGCUUGUUAAGAACGUGUACCGAACUUGGUGGAACUUCAUAGCUUUUUAAUGCAUGACAUCGGUACAAGGUGGGUCUUGUCAAAGUGUCAAAGACAGACGCCGCCAAUCAUCUCAUUGCUGCUGUACAAGUUAGAUUAGUUCUUUGAAGAAGGGAUUUUGAAGGAAGUGAUUGUUAUUGUACAGUAAAUUGUGAUACGUUUCGUGUAAUUUAUGAAUAUUAAGGAUUGAAAAAUAUACACAUGUACACAAACAAAACAAAUCCUGUUGUUUAUUUCAUCGAUGACGCUUGCUUGAAAAUAAAACACAAAGAAAAAUAAUCCCCGGCACCGUAGCUUAAGGAAGCUGCUUAGGCGCUAUUUAGAAGGACCGCCUGGAACUUUGAUGCUGUUUAUCUACUGCAAAAGGCGAAUUAGAGCAGCGAUCUUUAGCGUGCCAAAAUGAGCUGCUUAAGCAAUUCUGGCUAUUUGGGAAUAGCCAGCUCGUACUUUAUAGCUGAUUUGGGGCUGUUUAACGAAAAAUCGUUCCGAUGUCGUACUUUGUGGCUGAUUAAGAGAUAGACGGUACUUUGCGGAACUAUGGAGCUUUUUAACAGGCACAUGGCACUCUUUGAAACUUUGCGGCUGAUUAGCACUAUGUGAAGGGGUUCAUGAUGGAACUUGAAGGCUUGUUAAGAAAGGGUACUGAACUUGGUGGAACUUUAUAGCUUUUUAAUGCAUGUCAUCGGUACUAGGUGGCUCUGGUCAAAGUGUCAAAGUGUCAAAGACUGACGCCGGCAAUCAUCUCAUUGCUGCUGCACAAGUUAGAUUCGUUAAUUGAAGAAUGAAUAUUGAGUGAAGUGAUUGUGAAUUAUCAGUAAAUUGUGUAAAUUUGUGUGUCAAGAAAUUAAAAAUAUACGCAUGUGUUUAAACGAAAAAAAUCUUGUUGUUUAUUUCAUCGAUGACGCUUGCUUGAAAAUAAAACACAAAGAAAAAUAAUCCCUGGCACCGUGGCAUAAGGAAGCUGCUUAGGCGCUGUUUAAAAGACCCACAUAGAACUUUGAUGCUGUUUAUCCACUGCAAAAGGCGAAUUCAAGCAGCGAUCUUUAGCGUGCCAAAAUGAGCUGAUUAAGCUGAUUCUGGCUAUUUGGGAGGUCUCUUUUCCGAUUUUUGGGGCGAUUUUUGAUUUUCUUUCCUUUGGACAGUUGGCAAUUUGGCAAAACGAGCGUUGCAGGGUUUUGUUUUUAUUGCUUACAGUACACUUCUAGUUGUAUUACGUCUAGUAGUUUAGGUUCACUCUCUAGCGAAAGAAAGAAAAUCCGUGUAUGUACAGGUGCAUUGAAUGAAUCGGCUAAUUUAUAUUAAUAAAAAAAAACACACACACUCUUUUUCUCUUUUGCCCUUCCCCUCUCCUUCAUUAGCUAGUUGCGCGCAACGAACAGGAUUUGGUUGCUACAUGGAGGAGAAGAAGGAAAAAAAAAAACGAUUGCUCCGGCCGUCCCGGAGGUAAUUCGAGGAUUGUGGGGAAACCCCACACUCCAGCGUGGACGCGAAUGAAGCACGAACAACGAAUAAAUUUCAAUUGCAUUUCGUUUCCCCUCGUUUGCUGAUCCUCUCUCUGCGCUAAAUUUCGUUCAUCAAAUCCUUGGGUUUUUUUUUCUUGUUAAAGUAAUCGACGCAAAUCGAACUACUUUCUUGGUGAGGAGUGGUGUGCACUCCGAGCGGCCCAAUCUAUUUCGGUUCGGUUUCUAAGCUUUAAUACAACUCGCCUCCCUCCCUAAUGUGCUUGUAGGUAGGUGUAAGGCAGACGCUUAUUGCGAACGAAACAA
Messenger RNA from Anopheles coluzzii, 5962 nucleotides. RefSeq lists its product as uncharacterized. Lineage: Eukaryota; Metazoa; Arthropoda; Insecta; Diptera; Culicidae. The transcript has 2 exons. The coding region runs from base 93 to 2102 and encodes 669 amino acids. The record is from RefSeq and is a predicted model, not a curated record.